Exophiala xenobiotica is the source of this 1864-nucleotide messenger RNA. RefSeq lists its product as hypothetical. Lineage: Eukaryota; Fungi; Ascomycota; Eurotiomycetes; Chaetothyriales; Herpotrichiellaceae. The record is from RefSeq and is a predicted model, not a curated record. The transcript has 3 exons. The coding region runs from base 415 to 1227 and encodes 270 amino acids.
CCUUUGCAUUGAAUGCGGUUGAAUGAUAUCAUCAGUCUUGUGGUCGCUGGUCGUAUCAUGACGUCGACAAGUUCGAACUGGAAUAUUUAUCACCCGUCUCGGAGUCGUCACCUCUUCCUUCGUACACGAUGCCUCAGACCUAAUCUAAUAGAUCUGUCGGUUCUGACUACAGCCUGUCCAAUUCCCUGGUUUUUCUUGUAAGUAUUCAGAUACCCAGCCAGCAAUCCGGACAACGACAUCGCGGCCUCUAAGUUAAGACCGCCCAUUCUACCUAGACUCCCCCCAUACUCGGUCACCAGCAACAGCUCCUUAGAAAUACCAGAAAGCCUUCUUUUCACAAACCCAAUCGCCCAGAAGACUGCAGAGCGAGAAACAAAUAACGGCCAUCUUCAACCUCCACGUCACCGUCAAAUCAUGGCCUCCACCUCCUACCGAGAUCGAGAUCCAGGCUUCUCAACCUACAAAUCCGUGCUCGAAACCCUCACUACCCCAUCGCCGGCACACAUCCCUCUCUCCCUGCCCGUAUCCCCUGCCAGACCACACAUCCCGUCACACAACAUCUCCUCGCUACAAGUCCAUCCCGUCAUCGAGUCCGCCCUACAUCUUCUCAACCUCGACCUACCCUCUGCACAUUUCCUCUUACGCCACAUGCAGGCCAAGCCCGCGUGGGAAGCCAUGUAUCUACACGGCAUCCUCCACCGGCUCGAAGGGGACCUUGACAACGCCCGUGCCUGGUACCGAGACGUCAAGAAUGCCGAGGUGUUCCAGGCCGUCUGGGGAGAGAGAGACGGAGACACAGACAGAAACAACGGCGUCGACGCGUUCAACAAAGCAUCCUCGUUCCUGGAUCAAGUCGAAUCCUACAAAUCCACCCUCCUGUCACCACCACCAUCAUACUCCAGCAAAGGCACAGGUACAGGCGCAAGCAGAGACAGCGGCCCUUCGAACUCGAAAUCAUCUCCCACCACGUACACGCAGCAUUCAAAAUCAACCUCCACCUCCACCUCAACCACAUCCGGCUCUGGUUCCGGUACCGGUUCAACAUUACCCGCCGAGAUUCGCGAUACCUCACUCGCCGAGCUCAGCCGAUUCCUACAAUUUUGCGAACGCAAAUUCGGCACCGACCCUGUCACCGACGCUUCGAGCUUCUGGACCAGCAUGGCGGACAAACACAAAGACCAAGCCGCGCUGAUGAUCACGGGCGGCGAAGGGUGGAGAGUAUUUUGAGACCGAACUGAGACUCGCCCGUCCGUCGGCUCUUCUCUUCUCACUCACGGGCCUGACCAUGAAAUCACAGCUUCUCGCUCAGCGAAAUACAAGAAGCAAGACGGAGGAAGACAAUCGGAGAAGCAUUAAAGAGGGAUUAUAUGGUCGAGACAGUUCCCCGGUAAAAGCAGCAUCUGUCAAACACAGGCCGGGGUCCCGGAGCUAGUUGCAACAUUUCCGCCCAGUGCUCAUGACACCGAAGCCUGCAUUCCAAGACAAUGAAGCCGGUUGCCCACGAAGUGAAGUCAGCAGUCGAGGUGCUUGGGGCAGGUCCUGGUGGACACGACGGCAACCGCUGACAUGCACCGGUUGUAGUGAAGUCCUGUAAAAAGCGGAUGAGAUGCUUGAAUGAUCUUCGUGUUUAUGCAAGCGGGCGAUGUAUGGAAGAAAUUGCUGUAGAACAGGAUCAUCCACCCUUUCUAUGUGAGCAAGGAAAAUGAACAGGAGCUCUUCAGCCUGCCAAUACCGGAAGGACUGAAGUCAACGACCGCCAGAGACCAAAAAAUCAAGCAAUGAGCGACUUGGAUCUUGUGAAGAAUAACUAUUAUUACUUCAGUAAAGUACUAAACUACCAAUCGUCUGUUCUCUGUCAAGGCUG